Messenger RNA from Phytophthora nicotianae INRA-310, 1791 nucleotides. RefSeq lists its product as hypothetical. Gene Ontology annotation, cellular component: nucleus; perinuclear region of cytoplasm; cytosol. The transcript has a single exon. Bases 99 to 1463 code for a protein of 454 amino acids. Lineage: Eukaryota; Oomycota; Peronosporomycetes; Peronosporales; Peronosporaceae. Gene Ontology annotation, biological process: activation of GTPase activity; nucleocytoplasmic transport. The record is from RefSeq and is a predicted model, not a curated record. Gene Ontology annotation, molecular function: small GTPase binding; GTPase activator activity.
ACGAUGACGAUGCUUGCUGCCGUGCGACGUCCGUGGAGCUCUCGGUCAUUCCUACUUCUACCGUGCGCCUACGACCUCGCCUCCUAGGCUCUGUAUGAAUGCCUCCUUACUCGUCGACUUCUACGCGUGCCAUUCAGAGAGGACGGACGUGGCACAAUAAUGUCGACGACAGAUUGACCCGGAAGUUAAUGAUGUUGCGACUGCGACGCCUGCACCCGGUGCUCGCAGGAACCAAGUGCACCACCACAGACAGCAAUGGCAGUACCGUUGUGGUGCCUUCACUAGUACAGCGACUCGAGUGGAUGUUGUACAACGCCGCCCAUUCAAUGCAUGAAUAUACACACGAACAAUCCCUGGAACGUCGAGUACAGGCCCUCGUCACGCAGCUGGAGCCAAAGGCAAACCGUGAAGGGAACAACAAGAACAAACGAGACCGAGACAGCAACGAUGACUGUCCAGACAAGAAACGACAGUGCCUUAACCACUUUACUACCGACAGAAGUGUAUUUCUAUUGGAGAACGACGACAACCUCGUCGGACUCGUACUCAGCUUUCUGUCAGGACGGACGGUACUUCGACUCCGCUCUGUCAAUAGGUUCAUGUGGGAAAAUGCACCUAAAAUGGUGAGUACACUCCAUCUCGAGACGCACUCACCGGCUUUACAGCACUUCUCUAGCGGUACACUCACGACGUUGCUGCUCAGUUGCAGCAAACUCACCAGUCUCGUUGUCACCAGCAAGCUCCAAUCUCAUGUCGAGUCCUCUCGAACGAUGGUACAUCGCCGACCUUCCUUCAGUCGACAGGGUAGACUCAAGAACGAUUUACUUGCUGGCGAACUGGUACUCAGAGACAUCACGCGUGCGUUUGAACGAGGAGCGUGUCCCGAGUUGCAGGAACUGGAUCUCGGCUCCCCGCUCGACUAUUUCGCCGAGAGUGACGAUGUACUGAAAUGUCUGGAAGCUUUUUCGAAUGGGAGACGCAAAAGUGCAGGAACACAACGAAGUGUGGCUCCUCUCCGGUAUCUACGACUCGAUUCUACCUACCUGGGCGAUACGCGCUUGAACCGGCUGGCGGGUGUGUUUGAACAGGCUGUAGACGGCAAUAGCGUGAACUGCUUCGGGUCGUUAAAGACGCUGGUGCUGCGAAAUAAUUUCAUUGGGGAGGCCGGUUGCCAGGCGCUGCUGCGAAUGUUGCGAUGUUUGCCAGCGCUCCGUGUACUGGAUGUGAGUGGCAACAUCCUCACGGACCUGGAUGCGCUUGCAAUCGCCGACUGGAUCUCUUGCCGUGCAAAUGAUUUCAAAUCGAUGCAGAAUGGAUGCUCGAGCCACAAAAUCAAGCCAAGCUGGAGAUCGGACACUCCAACAGUCCAGCUGCGCACGUUGCUGCUGCAAGACAACUUCAUCGGCCAGGAGGGACUAGAGGCGUUGUCUGCAGCGCUCAACGCUCGACUGAUCCCGCUGUGAGAUUUAAUUUUUGGGUCAAGCCUUAUUAGUCGAAAUGGUAAAGAAGCAAUUUCAGUUGCCAGUGCAACAAGUGCAUCGUUUUUUGUGAGUGAUCUUUACUGGACUUACAGUGGGAUGGCGAGUGGCGAUUGGCGAGAAAAACGCGCCGUUACGAUCACCUGAAAACCCUGUCAGUUUUAAUCGGUGGCCAUAAAAGCAUGUCAUCCGUUUCGUGGAUAGAUAUAAUUGCACAGGUAAGAUAAGCGGUGUUUGUGUAGAGGAGCGGUUUUUUCACAUAUAAGUUUUACGAGAUAUGGGAAAAACGCGAGAAUCCAGCGAAACAUUUUAC